Messenger RNA from Pseudovirgaria hyperparasitica, 921 nucleotides. RefSeq lists its product as uncharacterized. Lineage: Eukaryota; Fungi; Ascomycota; Dothideomycetes; Acrospermales; Acrospermaceae. The record is from RefSeq and is a predicted model, not a curated record. Bases 1 to 921 code for a protein of 306 amino acids. The transcript has a single exon.
AUGUAUCAUGAUCCCGAGGUUUGGCCGGUGGAUGGAAGUCCUACAAAUGUGGCACGUGCAAACAGGAACCCAAAAAGGAGUCAAAGCCCUCAUCUGAAACUUACCAACACGGUCUGCAUCGCAUCUGUUGGCCGUCAAGACGUAUACACCUCCCUAGAUACACUUUUGAUAAGAGCGUGGGGCCCUUGGGGUCCCAACUCAUUGAUGCGUCCAUAUGCGAAGAGAGCGGCGGAGGCGAUCACUAAGGCCGUACUGAGGCCAAGGUUCCGGGAAGAGACAGCGAAAGGGACAGAACUGAAGGCGGAACCUGUCAGAAUCUCAAGAGUGUACACACAUUUAGAGACAGUUGUACCGAUUCGAAAGUAUGGAUCGACUCCAGACUCUGCGUUCAACCUUCCUAAGCACUCUAUGCCACUGCCUCUCAAACUGAGAAGAAGUUCCCAAAAGGAUAUUAUAGACGAAACGGUUCUACUGUUCCCAAACUCUGCAGACGACCAGAGCUCAGAUACCCAGGAGAAGAAACACGGAAUUCUCAGACUGAGCGUGUUUCCUAAAACUAGUAGAAGCCAGAGGAGGCCUAUGGAAAAGCGAUUGACACAGCGAAUCCAAUCCAUAACUUCAUCGCGCAAACCUCGAGGAAUCACUCCAGAUCGUUCUUCAACAGCAACCUCCGCAAAACAUGACCAACACAGAGACGACCUCGUAGUGACGAAUCCACAGACAAUACCUAUAGUGCGAAAGAUCCGAAUUGGCACCGCUGCCUCAGUUGAGCCUACGGGGCAUCGUAACGUUGUGCGAAGACACUACACAGGACCUAUGCAGUCCUGUCCAAAAUUUACAUAUCACUCUGCAAGAAGCUUCGAUAACGGAGCCCUCACUCGUUCAACCGUGGAUUCUGAUGGCAGCCUAUUCGCGAUUUAG